UCUGUAACAAUCUCUCUCGAGCCCCUUUCACCGCCAGUGAGUGACAACAGAAGAGAAUCACAGUAAUAAUUUUUACAGAACAACAACUCUCUCAUCUCUCUCUCUCUUCUCUCUAAUCUAAUCUCCUCUGUCCUCACCUCUCUUUCAAUCACUUCUCGUCACUAUCGUGUUGCUUUUGUCUCCUUUCACUUUUUUUUAUUACUCUCUCCCAAGUCCCAAUUGCGAAUAUUACCCGUUGAGUUCUCAAUUCUUGACACAAGACCUUUUUUUCCUUCUUUCUUCUAACUACAAAGCUUCUGUCUUAUGUAAUGAUUCUUAAAGCUCUCUUCAGUUUCUUUUUUUCUUUCUUCUUCUUCCACUGUACCAUUGUCGUUUUCUUCAUUUCCAACUGUCUUCUUUCUUACCUUAUUCUCGUAAAACUAAGCUAUUGAUAAUGUUUAUGAUGUACAUUCAUCAUCUCUGAGAGAUUCCCCCAAGUUCACAAAAGCUGAGUUACUUUUAUAAAGUAUCAGACUUUUUCCUUUUUUCUUUCUCUGGGUCUUUGGCUCUUUGCUUCGUUCUUGAUUAUGUGAUAAAAGUCUUGGGAUUUUGAGGCAAUGUGCUUGAGAUCUCUCUGAACUUGUAGAGGGUUUGUUAGGGUUUCGUUGUUUUAGUCAUCUUGAUGACGGGAGAGUUACAGGAGACGGCGCCGUGUGCGGCCAUUACUGAGAAACGGCCUAAUCGACUCGGUGGUUGCGUCGGUGUUUUCUUUCAGCUCUUUGAUUGGAACCGACGCUUUGCUAAAAAGAAGCUCUUUUCUCGCAAAUCACUUCUUCCUGGGAAACAAGUGUCGAAGAGGUUUGGAGGGAAUGAGAAGAUGCUCAAAUCUAAGCUAAAUCUGAUUGAUGAUGAGAACAGAGGAAGUUUUCCUAAUAGGAAUGAAGUCAUGGAGAUUAAAAAGCAUGAGAUGAGAUCUCCUAGUUUAGUAGCACGUUUAAUGGGGCUUGACUCAAUGCCAUCUAACCAUAGAGACAAAGGGAAGAACAAGAAGAAACCAAAGAUUCAGGAGAACAGUAGAUGUGAUGUGUUUGGUGGGGAAGAAGAAGAGAAUGGUUUUGAUAAGUUAAGGCCACAGAAGAUGCAGAGAACAACAGGGGUUUGUGACAGACGUGUUGCGGUUAAGAAGUUUGGUUCUGAAGCGUUGCAGAUUAAGAAUGUUUUGACUCGUGUUAGGAAACAUCAUCAGUAUAAUAGUCAUCAUCAUCAGCAUCAGAAGCUUGCUUCUCCUGUUAGAAGUCCGAGGCUUAAUAGGAGGAAUUCUAGGUUGAUUGAUGCUGCUAAUAGGAUUUUGGAACCAGGGAAGAGAAAUGCGAAAUGUGUUAUUGCUUAUCCAGGUUCUUCAGGGGUUAGAAGAUUUGACAAUGCCAUGAAAGAACCAGUUGAAGUUGUUGUUUUGCCUGAGUUGCAACGUGGUUUUAACAGUAGUGUUGCUUCUUGUAAAGCAUGUGGUAGCUUGGUUGAUGUGAAUGGUUCAAGUCCGGUAGCUGAAGAAACUGGAAAGAACAUGAGUUGUGUUUCUGAAUCAACGCCUUUUCAACGGAGUAAAAGAAAUGUGUUUUGGAGAAAUGAAGAAUCACCAUCUGCUUCUGUUUUUGCUAAAGAUAGUACAGAUCAAAUGGCUAGGGAAGCUCUUCAUCGUGCCCGGUAUGACUUUAGUGGGAAGCAUGGUAAGGAUGAAAUCUCGCUGCCGGGUGUUACCUUGCAGAACAAAAGAGGUUGUUCUUUACCUGCAAAUGCAAUCAACUGUAAAGAGAAAGACUUUAUAGCUAUGAAUAGAGGUUCACCUAGUAGGAACUUGAAGCUCCAGAGAAAAUUUGCUGAGGAGUCUUAUAAUAGGUCGGGAUUAAGCAGUCCAGCGCGGAAGAGAAGGAUAGCUUGCGAUAGUAGUCACGAACGAGGAAGUAGCUUAAUGAAUCCAGUGCCAGUGCCAAGAAGACCAGAUGGUGAAUGGUCAUGCCCAUGUAGUAAUGACCCCAGUGGUAGCAAUGAAACUGCAUUGAAACCUGGUUGUUCCCCUCAUAGAAGUUAUAGCCAAGGUUAUAAAGAAACCAAAGAGAGGAAAGGAGUUCGACGUGUUGCACAUCAGAUGGGCGAAAGAAACUCAAGAACAUCGUUUCCAAGGCCACCGCUUGAUGUAGGCACUCUUGGGUUGAUUCAGCAAAAGUUGAAAGAAUUGGCUUCUAAAGAAGAAGAUGAUGCUGUGGGAGGAAGUGCUUUACCCAAUAAAUCAGCAUCUCUGAUCCUCCAUGAGUUGCUAUCUUCUUUAGCUUUGGAGCAGCGGUAUAUUCGAGAUAUCGAUAUGCCUUACGCAGAACCAGCUUAUCGGAGGAAACGCAAACCAGAGUUGUGGAGUUCAAUAGGAAAUGCAAACAGUGAAUACACGAGUCCAGGUUCUGUACUUGAUGCAUCUUUCUCCAAUGAGAGUUGUUUCUCGAAUAGCUUUGACAAUCUCUCAGUUCCAGGACAGAUGAAGCUACCUCUAGAGCCUAUAGAACCUGAUUGGGACAUUCUUGAAGAUUCUUUGACUCCAUUCAAGAACUCAAAAAGCGGUAGUCAUUAUCAAGCUAUCGCCAGUCUUGUCAGCCAUAUCUCUAUCACCCUCCGCUGUUUAAGCAACACGGGUCUCAUGUUAACGCAGCAGAGAUCCACAAUUGCAAGAGAAGUCAUAAUCCAUACCGAGCUAUUGGCUGGUACUACAACUACACAAGAGAACUACUUCAUUGGUCCAGAACUCUUCGAUGAACUCAUGAUCUACGCAGCUCGUUCUGAUCACCUAGUCAACCUCCCUGGACUAACAGGAGGUUUCCUCGUGGAUGCCAUGAUCGAAUACUUGGAAGAAAGAAACAUUUCUUGUGGAGGAUUAAAGCCUUUGAUUGCUAAACCUGACGAGUUGAUUCAAGGAGUUCUCCAAGAAGUUCCAAAAUGGGGAAGAUUAGCUCGGAUUAGUAUGGAUGAAGUUAUCAGCAUCGAGAUGGAGAAAUGGCUGGAUCUUGAAACCCAUUUAUUUGGAGUUGGAUCAGAGAUUGCAUAUGAAAUCCUUCGGUGUUUGGUUGGAGAGUUAACAACUGAUCUCGGGACAACCUUAUCGAUGAACUGAAAACUAAUAUCUUUUAGAACCUACAAGAUCAUGUUUGUGUAACUUCACUAUUCCUUAUGCUAUUCAAGACACUAAUCAGUGUUUGCUUUUCUGCUAACUAA
Messenger RNA from Capsella rubella, 3237 nucleotides. RefSeq lists its product as uncharacterized. The coding region runs from base 662 to 3136 and encodes 824 amino acids. The record is from RefSeq and is a predicted model, not a curated record. The transcript has 5 exons. Lineage: Eukaryota; Viridiplantae; Streptophyta; Magnoliopsida; Brassicales; Brassicaceae.